UUUAAGCUAAUUUUAGACUUAUUCCUGUAUAUAGUUCCGAUUGAUCCCGAAAUGAGUUGAUCUAUUUUAUUUAGUAUUAAAAUAAUCUCUAAUCGACUAAAGAACAUCUCUAUCUAUAAAAAUUAAACAAUAUGUCAUCAACCACUCUGCUCUAUGGUUGCCAUUUAAGAACUACGACAGCAGACGUCAAAGUUUUAUGAACUCUGACGAAUAGAUAUCGAUUGUUCAUUCGCUUGCUUGACCAGAGAAAGUAAAUCUCAGCUUGAAGCCGUUAUUUAUUAGGUUUAGUUUUAAGAAUCUUUGAAGCCUUGUUUUAUUUAUUUCCUCGUAUUACAAACUGAAUACAUUCGAAGAGAUGCGUCGCAACGGAAGCCGCCGCGGAACGACCGGAGGGCCAUUGAUGACAGAUCAUCUGAAGGAUAUUGAUUUGGAGUUGGAACUACUGAAGCGGAAGCGAGAUAUGAUUGAACAACAGCAACAUCUGCUGGCUAUGGAGCAACAGAUCCAGUCUUCGAGAAAUUAUGAUUUUGAACCACCAAGUUCUAAUCGUGAUUAUUCCCAGUUGUAUGACCCAGUUGGGCCCAAAAAUCGUGGUCAGUUUGGUAGAAAACGCCUAGCUGAACCUCAAUGGCAAUAUGAAAAUACCUCUAAAAGAACGCCACCGAAAAAGAAAGGCCCUCAACCCCAAUUUAAUCCUCGUAUGGGACAAGUUCCACCUAGACCAAUGAAUGCUGGGCCUGCCAACUUCCGGAACCCAAGACCAAUGCCCAAUCCGAGCAUCGGUCUGAAGAACUUCCCAAGGGGUGCUGUGCCUCUCAUGAGCAUAAAAGUAAAACAAUCUGUCGGUCAAAAGAUUGCAAACCAGAAUCCAAAGCAAAUUCCUCCUCGAAAGCCGAUUACUCAAAACAAAGUAACAAAGCCAAAAGCAGCCCCAGCUAAUAAACUUGCGACUCAGCCUCUCGCUGAGCGCAAGAAGUUGGUGGCCGCGGCCACCGUGGCGGGCGCGCAGGUCGAUGUGAACCGCAUGCUGCUGCCCGACCACGUGCCCACGCAGCAGGUCACCGGCCGCCUCGAGCUGGCUCUGGGUGCUAUCAUGAAAAACAUACGAGAAUCUAUCAUAAAAGAUUCUCCACAUGCAUCCAUGUUACGAUCUGUUGAAAUGCAACGAGUAAUGAAACAAGCAGUUCGGGAGCGUAUAAAAACAGUCAUGUUAGGCAAAGUUGUCGGCAGCAUGUUGGAGAUCCUCGCCUUUUACCGUGAGGAGUUUCCUCCAGAGACUGACGUCGACAUUGUGAACAUAGCUUUAGAAGCUAUCGGCGCGCAGACAUCCAACAAAGAAGAGAAAAAUAAUCUUAUUGAGUCAGAGGAUCCCGAAGAUUUCUUUAAGAAGAACAUGUCCUACCUUCUGGAGACUCGUAUAACUGCAAUGUUUGCUAAACUUGAAGAAAUAUACAGAGCAGAGAACCCUGACGCAGACGUCAGUGAAGCGAUCCUGAAACUGGAAGAGUCGACGGGGCCCGACGGCCAAGAAGACUCGGAGGAGUUCCAGCGGUUCUUGCAGUCCAAUGUUAAGCCACGCGAAGUGCGACGCUUCUUACCGCGGCUUUUGAAAAAGAAUUUACCGUCGAUCAUCAGGCUUCUGAACAUCGAUAGCAUGUAUCAAUCUGCCAAAGCGGAGAUCACUGCGUUGACAGUCGACAAAGCAGUUCAAAUCGCGGCUAAGACAGAGCCGGUUGUGGUACAGGCCGCACCGGUAGCUGGUACUAUUGUCAAAAGCCCUACAGCCAGUCCCAUACGACCGCUGUAUAACUUGCCAUUCUAUGUUAAGAUCAUGGGUCGUCCUUCACUGCCCAAGAAAAAAGUGAUGCAACAAUUCAUGUCUCAGUUCAACCCGAAGUCUAUCAAGAAGCACAGGACUAUCCACAACUUGCUGUUCGUCGGGUUCUCGGAGAAAAGCGAUUUUGACGGCAUUUUGGCUGCAGAUGGCACUACUAUGGGACGCCUAACGCUAAGCAUAAGAGUCUGCGGUAAUAAAGCCAAUGACAAUUCGAAUACUCCGCAAACUAACGUAAACAAAGAAAUUGACUUCAGCCUAGACGUGAGCCAAUCUGACCUGAAAAAUAAUGAUUCAGUAAAUAGCGACCAGAUUAGCCCUGAGCUGGAUGGCCAGAUAUCUGACCUACUGUCGUCCAUACGCAAACAAGCCGAUGCGUCUAACAAUAAAAUGGUUGAUGAAACAAUACAAUGCAAACAAGAAAUAGUUACUAACAACGAAACUUGUGCUGAAAAAGAUACUCAAACUAAUGAAACAACUGAAAACAUUCCAGAGAAUGAUUCGAAUGUUGAAAAGGUUGACAAUCAAGAGAGUACUGAAAAAGCAGAAACAGGGACUGAAGCUGACCUGUCAAAGAAAGUAGAUAAAUAUAUUAUUACAAUAGUGACCAGUUCGGAAGAGGAAAGAUCUCAGGAAUCAAUAAAUCUGGAGACCGAUUCUGAAGUAUCUACUACAGUGGAAACUCCUGAAGUUACAAAUAGAAUCGAAAACAAUGAGGCUCAUGGCAAGGAAGAAACCACAACAGCCCCUGUUAAGGAAGACACAUCGGAAACACCUAAAAAGGAAGCAAAAACCUCUGAAGUUGAAGAAACAAAUGCAAAAACAGCUGAACCAGAAAAAACAGAAACUACAAACAAAACCUCGGGAGUUGAAGAAACAAGUACAAAAGCAAGUGAACCAGAAAAAGCAGGAACCACAAACAAAUCCUCUGGAGUUGAAGAACCAAAUGCAAAAGCAGCUGAAGUAGAAAAAGCUGAAACUACAGAUAAAACCUCUGUUGAAGAAUCAAAUACAAAAACAGCUGACCCAGAAAAAGCAGAAACUACAAACGAUACAGAUAAAGAUUUGGAAUUAAUUGAGAAUGAUAGGUUAGAAGAACUGAAGUCUGCUACUGGAAGGUCAACACCCACACGAGCAGCGGCCCGCAAGGCCAACGCUAAUAUCACACCAUGCACCAUACGCACUAGACGUGCUAGCCGCCUCGCGCAAAACUAAACCCGAGAAAACUUACUAGUAAGUAACUAAACUUGUUUUAAUUUAACUAACGAAAUUAAUAGAUUUAACAAAACGAAAUUCCCACUUUUUUAGUUGUCACUCCAUUCAAAUUUUAUCGUAAUCGAUUCAGCCGUUUUUAUCGUUUGUAAAUUGUAUUGUCGUCAGGUUUGAAGCUACCAGGAAAAUUUCGGCCUGCUAGCUUAUCGGGAAGUGUUUCG
This is a messenger RNA of Trichoplusia ni (cabbage looper), 3267 nucleotides long. RefSeq lists its product as uncharacterized. The transcript has 8 exons. The record is from RefSeq and is a predicted model, not a curated record. NCBI's taxonomy places the organism in Eukaryota, Metazoa, Arthropoda, Insecta, Lepidoptera, Noctuidae. Bases 356 to 3049 code for a protein of 897 amino acids.